Molecule: messenger RNA, 2485 nt
Organism: Pararge aegeria (speckled wood butterfly)
Lineage: Eukaryota; Metazoa; Arthropoda; Insecta; Lepidoptera; Nymphalidae
Product: nucleosome assembly protein 1-like 1
Exons: 9
Coding region: 143-1270 (375 amino acids)
Biological process (GO): nucleosome assembly
Cellular component (GO): chromatin; nucleus
Molecular function (GO): histone binding; chromatin binding
Source: RefSeq, a predicted model, not a curated record
AGUUGCCAUUCUGUCGAUGUUUCAUUCAACGCGUUAGUUUUCAUUCGUUUGUCGUUCACAUUUCAUUCAAUCGUAUUUUACUCAAGAUUCGCCGCCAUCUUUCUUUUCUCGCUAGUCUUGUCGGCAGGAAGAUACAGAUAUAAUGACUACAAACGAGCGUGCCGGGGACGCAACGUCCGAUGUGGAAUCUGGAGAAGAAGAAAUGGUAGGCGGUGGCGAAUUGGCGGCACAUUUAAUGAAAAGUGGCAUCACCCGCAACGAAAUGCUGGCAGCCAUCACAAAUCGCAUGCACGCGGAGGCAAUGGCGUCACUUCCACCCAACGUUCGUCGGAGGAUUCGCGCCCUGAGGACGCUUCAGAAGGAGUUUGCGGAUAUCGAGUCAAAGUUCUAUUUGGAAGUCCAUGCGCUCGAGUGCAAAUAUGAGAGAAUGUACAAGCCACUGCUUGAAAAGCGAGCUCAAAUAGUGGCGGGUACUUACGAACCCACCGACACUGAGUGCCUAAACCCCUGGCGGGACGAGACUGAGGAGGAGGAACUGGCGCGAGCAGUGCAAAACGCUGCCAUCGCUGAGGGUGAUGACAAAAAGGAAGAAAAGGAACCUGCAGAACCUCCCAUGGACCCCAAUGUAAAGGGAAUCCCGGAUUUCUGGUACACCAUUUUCAAAAAUGUCUCAAUGCUGUGCGAAAUGAUGCAAGAACACGAUGAGCCUAUAAUAAAAUGUUUGCAGGAUAUUAAAGUGCAAAUGUCUGAAGAUCCCAUUUGCUUCACGCUGGAGUUCCACUUUUUGCCCAACGAUUACUUCACAGACACAGUUCUGACCAAGGAGUACUCUAUGAAGUGCAAGCCUGAUGAGGAAAAUCCGCUAGAAUUUGAAGGACCCGAAAUUUAUUCAUGCAAGGGUUGCGAAAUUAACUGGAAGAAGGGCAAGAAUGUAACAGUGAAGACCAUCAAGAAGAAGCAGAAACACAAGUCGCGCGGCUCUGUACGCACUGUUACAAAGUCUGUGCAAGCAGACUCUUUCUUCAACUUCUUCUCGCCACCGCAAAUGCCUGAUGACCCCAACUCCACCCUCGCGUCAGACACGCAGGCUUUACUGACGGCGGACUUCGAGGUGGGCCACUACAUCCGCGAACGCGUGGUUUCUCGCGCAGUGCUGCUAUACACGGGCGAGGGGCUCGACGACGACGACGAUGAUGACUACGAGGAGGAGGAGGAUUCGUACUCCGAUGAGGACUCUGGUACCGAGGAGGUUUCUGAUGCCGAGGACUGACGGAAAACAUCACUGUCCAAGCGCGCCUAUAGCAUUUAAACUCAAUAGGCUGCCCCUAAACUGAGGCCAAAACUAUGCCAUCAUAGAGACUUGCUAUGAAAAAUAAUAAAGAAUCUAUUUUCGUACCCCAUUUAUAUUUCGUUUCAAUUAAGGUUUUAAUUUUCAAUUCGUAUUAGAUAGAAAAAUAAAACUGCAAGUCUGCGUGGUAUGUUUUUAGUUUCUUAGUUCAGGGACAAUGUAUGCGUACUAUAGACGGCUUUGUCUGAAACGGGUUCAUAUAUCUCCCUCAACGAAAAAUUAUUUUUUUACCGUGAAAAAUAUUGAAAUUUUCUAAUACGCGGAUUGAUGAACUUUAAAUACUCCUGAGCUGUGGGAACAUACUCUAGGCGCCUCGAAUAUUCAUCGAAGCCUAUGAACAAUAUAGAGGUGUUUCCAAUAUGUAAUCCAUUAUUUUCGGUUAGUCAUUAAAACAAGUAAAUUGUUAGUAUUUUGUGCUUGACUUAUUUUUUUAAGUGACUUCUCGCGUUAAUCCCGUUCUAUGCAUGGUUUAUCCUUAGAGUAGAUAAAUAUGUUGUAGACACAAGUUGUGUAUAGGCUCUCUGAGUGUAAAGCCAGAAGUGAACACUGAACCAGUGCCUACAUAAGGUUUAAAUAAAUGCAUGUUAACGGUUACACGUUUUUAUUGUUUAUAACGAAUACCUAUAUUGCAUUUCUAGUUUAGUUAUACAAUUCUCGUUUUUAUUUAUUAUUAUACAUUAAUUAAUUAUUAUUGUAUUAGUGUGUAUUUUUUGUUUAAGAAUUUUACGUAUUCGUUUGUGUACUUUUAAAUUUUCAUGUGAUAUUACUACUCUGUAAGGCUAUUAAUUGGAAGUUUCCUAAAUCAAAUUGAGUUUGUCAUUCCAACGCGCAGCGAUGUAAUCCUCGCGACAGAACGAACCGUUCGAAAUAAGCAUACUGCUGAAUCUCUUUAGUGCCAAAAUGCAUUUCAUAUCAUCACUAGAACAUUGCUAACUGUGAUCUUUCUCUUGGAGAUGUAUUAUGACUAAACAAUAGUUAGGUCGGAGUAUAGAUGUAUAUUUUUUAUUUAUGUAACUUUUUCUAUCAAAGUGAGAGCAUAAUAAGCCGAUGUAAUGCAGCUAGUUCCUACAUACUGGUUAUGGCUUUUGUUUUUGGCAUGAUGUCGUUACAGAUGACAUUAAAAUUGUAAGCUUUUUA